AUGAAUGAAUAUAGCAGCAGAGACUCCGCUAUGAAAUUCUCCAAGAAAUCACCGUUGGAUACUGCGAUAACUACAAAAAUUAUAUACGAGUUAACAAAAUGCUACGGCGAAACAUCCGAUGAGAGUGUAAAGUUUCAAUUUAUGCUUGACGUUGGAUGCGGUAGUGGAAGGUCGACCAGAGCUUUUUCGCCUAAUUUUAAUUCAAUCUUAGGAUUUGACGUCAGUUCUGAGCAAAUAAAACUAGCCCAGGAGAUGGAAUUGGAAGAAAACGUGGCUUACGUCGUUGGCAACUCCGAUGCUUUUCCCUGUGACGACAAAAGCGUCGAUUUGGUCACAAGUUGUUUUUCUUUGCAUUUCAUGGAUGUCUCAAAAUUUGUAGAUGAAUGCGAAAGGGUGCUAAAGCCCAAAGGCAUGGUUGCUGCAUACGGCUUUGUGAUAUCAGAUAUUGAAUUAGAAAACGGCGAUAUAGAUUUAAAAUCAGGAUAUGGUGUUUUCCAGGACUUUUACUUUCAACCGCUAACUGAUUACGUGAAAAAAAUGAAUCACCCGGAACAACACGUUUGUGAUCGCUUUCAAGCUUUAUACAACGGAAUCGACACAAAAUUGCAGAAAUGGCGAGAUGACAAAUUGAAAUUUGAGAUUCGCACUAACUUUAAAAAGUUUAAAGAAGACUGUAUGGUUGUGCCAAUAUUUCAGAAAUUUUCUGAAAGUUUCCCGGUGAAUGCCUAUGAUACAUUAUUCCGAAAGUUGAAGAAGUAUUGGGAAAUUCCAAAUAUAAAAAAUGAGGAUGUUGCUGUGAAGAUAACCUUUUCAUUGUUUUCCAUUUUUAUGAAAAAAUAA
Messenger RNA from Styela clava, 840 nucleotides. RefSeq lists its product as uncharacterized. NCBI's taxonomy places the organism in Eukaryota, Metazoa, Chordata, Ascidiacea, Stolidobranchia, Styelidae. The record is from RefSeq and is a predicted model, not a curated record. Gene Ontology annotation, molecular function: S-adenosylmethionine-dependent methyltransferase activity.